Messenger RNA from Dermacentor silvarum, 7186 nucleotides. RefSeq names its product TBC1 domain family member 23 (gene TBC1D23). The record is from RefSeq and is a predicted model, not a curated record. The transcript is spliced from 17 exons. Gene Ontology annotation, biological process: retrograde transport, endosome to Golgi. Gene Ontology annotation, cellular component: trans-Golgi network. NCBI's taxonomy places the organism in Eukaryota, Metazoa, Arthropoda, Arachnida, Ixodida, Ixodidae. Bases 97 to 2103 code for a protein of 668 amino acids.
AUUAAGCUGCUCAAAUCUAAACAUAACGGGACAGUUCUUUUAUUUCAAGAAAAUUUCGUUACCUACCAUUUCGCCUCUUUGCCAUCCUCUUCCAACAUGGCCACUUCGGUGGACGUCGACGAUACAAGCUGGAUGCAAGAGCUGGAGAGCGCUCUCCUUUCAGAAUGCGACCUGAAUACCCUGCGCCAGGUUUCCAAGAUGAAGCCAGUUCCGGAGUGCUUUCGGGCCUACGUUUGGAAGAUAAGCUUGGGCGUCAAAGGUAAAGAACUUGGCGAUUGGGACGAGAUUUAUGACCUUUCGGAGCAGUCACUGAUUAGAAAAGACUGUCAGACACUUGUUGACAGGUUUGGCAACGAUGAAGAGGAGAAGCUGUCUGUAUUAUGUGACCUUGAGUCUGUGCUGACCCGGUUCUGCAAGACCACUGGCCUCCACUAUGAGAGCAGCAAUGGCUGGAUGGAGGUGCUGGAACCCCUCAUUGCACUCCAUCUGUCAAAAGAAGAGCUGUACAUCUGCUUCCAUGCCCUGAUCACCACCUAUGUUCCUAGGCACUGCGUGAAAGAUGGAGCCCCUUUCCACCUUUUGCGACUGCUGCUGUUGUACCAUGACCCCGAGCUGUGUUCGUUUCUCGACACCAUGAAGAUAACCCCAGACUGCUAUGCCCUGCCUUGGUUUCGAAGCCUCUUCUCAUCCACUUGUGACCUGAAGGUGAUCCAGAACAUGUGGGACAUCUACCUUCAGCUGGCUGAUCCAUUCCUUCUAUUUUCUCUCAGCCUUGUGCUCUUGGCAAACACCAAAGAAGAAAUUAUGUCGAGGAAAGGUGACAGCAAAGCUGCAAUCAUAGAACUCAUAUCGUCUGCUCCAUGUGCCUUAGAAGCGGAAGACAUUGAAGAUUUCUGCUCACUUGCCCAGUUUUACUCAACGAGGACUCCCCUGUCUUUUAGUCGGGAACAUCAUGCCAUUAUAUUUGGCUCAGAAGAGUGUGUGGACAGGGACCUUCCCCAGGCAUUGUGCCUACCCGUGUGUGUCUCGGAGCUUGUCACUACAAACAAGUUAGACAGGCAUACAUUGGUGCGCUACUUUGUGGUGGACUGCCGGCCUGCUGACCAGUACAACAGUGGACACCUCAAAACAGCAUUCCAUCUAGAUGCCAGCUUGAUGCUGCAGGAGCCACGUGCCUUUGAGACGGCCGUGCAAGCACUGUUUGCAGCCCAGAAGCAGGCUAUGGAGGCCAACUCGGUGGCAAGUGGCGAGCACCUCUGCUUCAUGGGAAGUGGUCGUGAGGAGGAAGACCAGUAUGUGCACAUGGUGAUUUCGAGCUUCCUCCAGAAGCAUCUACAGUACGUCAGCCUUGUCCGGGGCGGAUACAAAGCACUGCACGAUUUCAUCUCUGAAGACCUGGACUCGUAUCUUGCUGACCACAGUCCUCGGCUAUGCAUCGUCUGUUCCUCCUCCAGCGCCAGCUCUACAAAUGGCAUGGACGACGAUGACGUCUCUUUCCUCGCUAAAGUGCAACAGGUCACAACUGUGUUCAAGAGCAGAGCCAGCGACAUGAAGGGCAAGCUCGUGGAUUACAUCACGAAUCCACAGCAGCCACCUGUCGAGAGGCAUGUGAGCAGCUCUGACAAACUGGGCAAGCGUUACCGUGGCAUGGCACCAGUCUUCAGCAUUGACGACGAGCAUGAUGAUUUCGGUGGUCACGGUGACCUAGAUGUGUCUGUCCAAGAAGAGGAGAGCAUUAGCACCUGGGUGAAAAAGCCUGAAGUUCUUGGGCACUUCAAGUGUGAAGAAAUCAAAGAGAAUGGACAUCUCUACCCUAGUCACUUGCUAGUUACCGAGACUCACCUCUACCUGCUGCGCGAGCUUAGCCACAAGAAGGGAACCGCUCGGGUGGUGUCGCAGCGGCCCCUGCUUUCGGUGCUCAAAAUCACCAGCAAGAAGCAGCACCCCGAGCUGAUCACCUUUAAGUACGGCCUCAACGACAAUGCCACAGGCACCUUCACGGUCGUCGCCAUGGAGCGCCUACUCAUACCUAAGGCCAAGGAAGCCACCCAGCUCGUCAAGGCCCAGAUAACCAAGCUGCUCGAGGAGACCGAAGCUAGGUAAUGGGAGCAGCACGACCAUUUGAGGUCAGCAUAAACGGGAUCAAGCAAAAACAGUCAGCAAUCCAUCAUGAGCCAAAUGCUGCACCAUGGCAAGAUUGGGAUGGUGCAACACUUAGAGCACAUUUUUCUUUUACAACAAUGACACGUUAUAUUGACGUCUUAACUGGCCCUUUUUUCUUGAGGUUAUUGCAAACCUGCUUGCAUCCUUUAGGGAUGUUUUCUUUAUGCUUGCUUGAGGGUGUGCUUUGAACUGACCGGACAGAAUGCAUACUAACAGCUACUUGUUAGUUGCCUGUUUCUUUUGUACUGGAAAUGUGUUCUUAGUCUGUAGACAAAUUGUAGAUCACCAAGAAUUAUGGUGGAGAGACUGUUGCGCAACUUGUUUUGUGUGCGUGAAACUUGCAGGUUUUGCAACAGGAGUUCAUAUGGUGUGUUCUUCAAAAUGGAUUGCAGACAAUUUGUUGCACAAUGAUCAUUAAUCUAGAACAAAGCACCUUUGCUUUGUCUCGUAGGUGCAACAAAUGAAGGGCACGUGGUGCCCUUAAAUAUUUUUGUCGAUAUUGUUUUUAGCUUUAGCCAGUAUGAUUGUCUCACUCACGCUGUAGAGUCCUCAGUGCUGAGAGGCCUAUGUUCAGUAUCUAAACAUCUGGUGAUAGUAUAUUUACUGGUGGCAUCAUUAGACUGCGAGUCAAUGAAAUCACACAGAUUGCAUUGAAAUGCAAAUUUGCAGCACCUUUUAUGUGCAGUACUCAAGUAGGUGUCGCCAAAUGUAGUUUUGCGGCUUGAAUUGUAAAAACAGAAUACCUAGGGACGUAUUUGCCAGAUUUCCUGCAGUACUUCUGGAGAUGCAACAUGAAUUUUUUUAUUUACUUAUUUUAGGGCAAUUUACGCAAUUCCUUGCUUAAGAUAUAGCAAGAGCUGAAUUAGCCUCCUGCAUACCCCUGACCACGGAAAGUACUAGGUAGUUACAUUGCCAGUAAAUUUUCUACCUCUAUCACAUAAUAACAAAUGCUUGGACAAUUUAUUUAAAGCACUUAAUCCCGCUUUGAUGGCACCAUUUCAGUUGUGUAAGGAGAAUAGUGACAAUCAUGAGCCCAUUUGUAAGCCUGCCUUAUUUUCACUCUUAAGGGACCGCAGUAAGCACUGUCCUAAUUAUUUCUUGCAAUGCCAGUCUGUCUUAAUUAGUUCUUGCAAUGCACAGGGCUGCAAAGCAAUUGGAAUAUAAAGAGGCUUAGUUUUUUUUAAUUAUUUUUUCUUCUUUGCUGGCGUUGCACGCCUGUAUCUUCAAAAUUAGAUGGGAAGACUGGUUUUUCCGUUUUUGGUUUGACGCUGAAGAAGAGGGAAUGGGGCAUGAAGGACAGUAUGUAGAAUUACUUGUAACACUUGAUGUAGUACUAAGUCUAACUAAACCCGUGACAGGUUGAACUCCCUUCAACAGCUGCCUUCAUUCUUGGUGUCGCAAGUUUUCCUGUGACAGAUAAGAGUUGAGACACAAGUUAUGUUGUCGAGCGCAAUGUCUGCAAUCAACGAAAAUGAGUGUUAUAGCAGCCAGUGUCGAAUUUUUAUACUUGGUUUAUUGAACAGUACAUUUUGAAAGCGAAAAGUGCUUGCGAUACUUUUGUGGGUUCUGUUCUAUGAAGUUUCCUGCUUGUCUGUCAUACAUUGUGCAUAUAAAGCAAGCUAUCUCUACCACUUUAUAGUUCUUUUGUGCAGAACGGAAACUUUUUCCCCGGUGGUGCCAUUCCCCUUAUUUACACUUGUUCUACAACACUCAAAUCGUCUUUUCCUACAAAUUUCUAGAAAUCUUCUGUGUUGAAGCAGGUCAUUGAAAACAAAAGGCCGUGUUGUUCCGAAUGUACAAAGUUAAAUAGGCUCAAGAUCUAUGAAUGAUGUCACUUACUUUUGCUUUAAAAGUUUUCACCGCAGAUUGUUCAUGGGAUUCCAUGUAACCUAGAUUUAUGAUGCGUUAGUGCAGUUGCUGUGAUUCAGGGCCUAUGCUGUUUCAUUGUGCCAACUGUCAGGAUUCCAAAUUGCAUUAUAUAUAUGAGACCGGACUAGUUGAUAAUCGAAAUUGUAGCUGUGUACUCCAGCGGAUUUCCUCUAGCAGACCAACUCUAUCGAAAAGGCUCUGAAACACAAUUUAUUAAAACCUCAGCAGGAUGUUGUAAUGUGUGCGAGGACUUUCAACGAAUAUAUAUUGCCAGAUGAAUUAUUGAAAUGGACUUAUACGAAUGGAGAUAUAAGGAUCGCAAUGUUUAAAACCUUCCCCAUUCCCCCUCAAUUCAAUCACCCCCGCCUCCCCCCCCCCCCCCUUUUUUUUUUCUCACCGUGGUGUCCACAGUCCUUGGACGAAGGUGCCUGAAAGCAACAAAGGAGGGUGAAACAUGUCAACAAGUGCAGCUUGAAUUGAGAUCCCUUCAAGUUUGUCUCAAAGGGAGUCUAAUUGCAAUUGAAGUGUGUCAUUGUAAAAAAAAAGCCGAGGACACAUAAGCACUUCUUAUGAGUUGUGAAUGCAAAAGCAUUAAUGUCCAAUUGAACGUGGCUGAGAAGUCCAUCGAGUUUUGUGCUGCGAGUAAUGUACCAUAACUGUACGUGCUGCCCAAGCCAGCCAGCAGCAGCAGCCUGCAAUACCAAUGCCGCAUGCCACCGACAUCCUACACGACGAGAGACUCUCCCUUCAUGCAACACCUGGCGCGCUACCACGGCAGCACGUGUUCCCGUUCGCCCACUCUGCUCCGUUGAGGCGCGCUCCAGACGUGGCGUUGCAGCCAUUGGGAAUUCAGGUGCCGUUUCGCUGCUUCAGAUGAUAAACAUUUUUUUUUGCUCAGUGAGCCAUUUGAAGCUUUCGCAUCAAUGACAUUUGGUAAAUGAAGCAUCUGUUUCUUGUUUACAUGUUUCUAACUUUUGCCAAGCACAGGAGCUGGCAUACUAUUAACCAUAUUGUCCAGACCUCUUAUCUUUUUUUUAACGAGCUGUUUAUGGUUUAUAUCAGCCUCUUGUAUUGCUCUAUUUCGUAACCUUUUUGUCUAAAGCCUAUUAAAUUAAAUUUCUUUGCUCAAUAUGAUUUUGUAGCAUGUGGUUGACAAAGCACAAGUUAGUACUGUACUAGAUGAACUAAGUUUUGUGUAUGUUCAUGUAGUAUUGUCGUUGCCGUAGUUGCUGUAAGGUGUACAUGUGGUGAUAUCAAGAAGCCGAUUAUCUCGCUACUGCCUCUACAUUGUGCACUGGGUUUCUUCAUUUUCGUACAAAAGCGUUACUAUUUAUAUCUGCAGCAAUUGUUAGUUGAAAUCAAUGAACCAAGCAUUUAUGUUCAAGUCACCUAGAGAAAAGGACCAAUGAACACAUUCCCAUGGUUGAAGUACAUGUUUUAAAGGGAUGCUAAAAAGAAAUAUUAAGUCCAGUUAUCUUUCUAUGCUGUGCUUCUCGAAUACAGAACGGGUUAUUUGUAGCAUGAGCGGAUUCUUGUGAGCCAGAAAGAGUCUGAAAACAAAAAAAUGGGCAGUGCCUUAAAAUAGCUGACCAUGACGUCCUAGAUUUUUGCACCAUGUGUUGGGGACUGGUUAAUUGUUUAUGUAUUAGGAAGUUACACUUGCACUUGAAAGUAAGCAAAGAUUCAAACUGGGGGCAACUUUUCGGAAUGUUUUCCCUGUACAAAUGCACCAAAUAUGCAAGAACACCCUGAAAGCUAUGGCAUCAGAUAGAUGCUGACGUUUUGGUGCUAAAUUAAUAAAGGGGACUUCGGCCUUUAAUUUCUCUGCUUAUAAUCAACCAUUUUAUGUUACAUAAAUGCAAAUAGAACUUGGAAGAUUACCUGUCUAAACUGGUUUAAUGUUUCUUUUCAGUUUCCCUUUAGAUAUAUUAAUAUUAUUAUUUGCAUUUAACCACAAUGAUACGAUUGUUCUGUACUCUUAGAGUUUUUAUUUUACUUUCCUCCUGCUGUAUUGUACUAACGUAAGUCCUUCAUAAGGAGGUGCACAAAAGAAUGUCUAGUGUACAUUGUUCCGGUGCUUCUUAUGGUAUACAGAUAUCAUGCUUUGAUCACAUUGCUGUACCAAAUAGAGCUUGCAUGAAUGGCCUGUUUUGAGACGUUCUGGAAAAGGCACUAGAGGCAAAUAUUAAGUGUAGCCGGAGUGAUGAAAUUAUUAUGAUUUUGAAAAUCACUCGGCUUUUGUUCUGCAUAAAAGAUUACUUAAGCAUUAAAAAAAUUGCAUUUAUAGACAGAACCUAUAACCAGAACCUAUAACCUGAAAAAAUGGGUGGUCAUACAUCAUCCGCGCAUGGGCACGGCACGGGAUUUUGGAAAUUUGGGUGACUGGAUGCUGCAGCCUUUGGCCAAUCAGAGGGCUUAUAGCUCUGACAGAGCUAUGUGAAAGAAUAGAAUUGGUGAAUUUGGUUAGAAAGUCCUUUAAAAUUAGCCAGAGUGCAUUGUGUUUACAUUCAUCACUAUCUUUUUUUUUUACUUGGUUGGCUACUAUAUACUAAUUAUAUAUUUAUAUAUUUACAGACUAUGUCAUUAGGGAGAGGUUAUUUUCAGAGAGGUGGCAUUGACCCUAUUCUAUGCUUGUCAUUUUCUUAUAAAAGCAGCGUCCUCAAUAUUAGUGACACCUUGGAGGUUUCAAUGUCUAUCACUUCGGCUUGCUUUUUAAUCUUUGCCUUUAGUGUCCUUUUAAAGCAGUGUGCUUAUAUAUAGCGUUAAUUUAUAUUCUGAGGACAUUUUUGCUGGGGUAUUGGGGAAAUACUGUUUCACACCUUCCGUCCCUUUGACAGCCCUGGAAAAUUUCUUUGGGCGGUUUUGGCAAAGCCUGUGUUGACUGUGAGGUUGAAUGUUGUAUGCUUGUAGAUGUGCAACCGUAGUUGAAAUUGACCAAAAGUUGUACAACUAAAUGUUUGGCAGAUGCUGCGCAUGUGAUUGUUACUCAAGUAAGAGGCCUCUGUUGGUGCCAGAUUCAACUUUCGGUUUUAUCAUUUUGUUGGUAAGAUGUAAAUAGUAUUUUAUAUAUGUUGAUAGUGUUAGAUGGCUAUGUGUUCUGCUGUACAAUCUAUAUAGCCUUCUUGUACAUUCAAUAAAGUGUCAGUGGAAGCUC